This is a messenger RNA of Pyricularia oryzae 70-15, 1314 nucleotides long. Its product is annotated as lipase 5. The coding region runs from base 60 to 1202 and encodes 380 amino acids. The record is from RefSeq and is a predicted model, not a curated record. Gene Ontology annotation, biological process: lipid catabolic process. The transcript is spliced from 3 exons. Lineage: Eukaryota; Fungi; Ascomycota; Sordariomycetes; Magnaporthales; Pyriculariaceae. Gene Ontology annotation, molecular function: triacylglycerol lipase activity.
GAAGCUGUCCAGCGGUGAACAGCAGCGGCUCCUGUUACGACCCAAAAGGAUUCUUCACCAUGGGCAGGUUUGCUAAUGUGUGGAUGCCCAUUUAUGGGCUUCUGACCACCGUCCUAGCCACGGAACUGAUUCCACCGAGCCAAGAUCCCUGGUACGCAGCACCACCCGGAUUCGAAAGCAAAGCCCCGGGAACAAUCCUGCGCACUCGCCAGGCGCCCCCAAACAUCACCGCUCUCGCCAACAACUCAGUAGAGGCGCACCAGCUCUUGUUUCGCUCAACAGACACCCUAUACAGGCCGUCGUGGGCAGUGACGACUGUUUUCCUCCCAACCGAGGAGAGCAGAGCUGGCAGGAACAAACCCGCGUUGCUCUCCUAUCAGAUACCCUACAACACUCUUGACGUUGACCAGAGCCCGAGCUAUGGCCUCUCGACCAUAUACGGAGAGAACAUCAUGGCCGACGUCCGACAAGGUCUAAGUCAGGGUUGGAUCGUGAGCGUGCCGGACUUUGAAGGACCCGAGGCGGCAUUCUCCGCGGGGCCUCAGGCCGGCCAUGCAGUCCUCGACUCUGUGCGAGCUGUCCUGUCCUUCACCAAUCUCACGGAGCCAGACAGCGCACGCUAUGCGCUCUGGGGCUACUCGGGCGGCGCAUUCGCCAGCGGCUUUGCGGGCGAGCUGCAGGCCUCGUACGCGCCCGAGCUCGACAUUGCCGGCAUAGCCAUCGGAGAGGCGCGGCAAUACUUGGUCGAUCACCUCCACAAGGAGGGGACACAUAACGCGACCAGCUUCCUCAGUGCGUUGCACAUCCCGGCCGCGGAAGCAAUUGCUCUUUUCUCUGGUCAGGACAUAUUUGGUUAUUUCACCAACGGCGACGAGAUCAUGAGAGCACCUGAGCUGGCCCGGGUGUUUGGUAACAACUGGCAUGAGAGCUAUCACGGCAUUCCCCAGAUGCCGGUGUAUGCAUACAAGGCGAUACAUGACGAGAACACCAACAUUCGAACUACAGAUGAACACGUAGCCAGGAUAUGCGGUGUUGGGGCAAACGUUCUGUAUGACAGAAAUACAGUUGGAGGUCACGAGGAUGAGGCUAUAAGUGGUGGUAGAAGAGCAUUGAAGUGGCUUUCCGAUGCCUUGGACGGACGGCAACUUGAACCUGCAAAUGGCUGCAAAGUUCAGAACGUGACAGUGGGUGUUUCGCUGUGAAAUACCAUGGAGGAUUAUUGCUGCAGCGUUGUAGGAGGACCUUUGAAUGGUGAAUGCAAGGGUUCGCCGAUAUACUUAGUAUUACUAAUGCAGUAUAGACUGGCUUUGUUGU